Carcharodon carcharias (great white shark) is the source of this 4402-nucleotide messenger RNA. It is a transcript of the gene plcg1, whose product is annotated as phospholipase C, gamma 1. The coding region runs from base 27 to 3911 and encodes 1294 amino acids. The transcript has 33 exons. Gene Ontology annotation, molecular function: phosphatidylinositol-4,5-bisphosphate phospholipase C activity; protein binding. Lineage: Eukaryota; Metazoa; Chordata; Chondrichthyes; Lamniformes; Lamnidae. Gene Ontology annotation, biological process: positive regulation of epithelial cell migration; phosphatidylinositol-mediated signaling; phospholipid catabolic process. The record is from RefSeq and is a predicted model, not a curated record.
AGAAAGCAAGAUCUUGAAACGAGAACAUGGCUGUUGCAGGAGGGAGUCUGUUCCACAACGGGUUGCUGCAGCCGAACCACGGAGCCAGCGAGCCCCAGAUCGCCGAGCUGUGCAGGAGUUUGGAGGUGGGCACCGUCAUGACUCUCUACUACCCCAAGAAGUCGCAGCGGCCCGAGAGGAGGACACUGCAGGUAAAGCUGGAGACCCGCCAGAUCAUCUGGAGCCGGGGAGCCGAGAAACUGGAAGGAGAGAUUGAUAUUCGAGAAAUAAAAGAGAUUCGUUCAGGAAGAAAUUCCCGGGAUUUUGAGCGAUACCAAGAUGAUCCAGCCAAGCCUGAUUUAUCCCGGCCUGAUUUAGCUCACUGUUUUGUCAUUCUCUAUGGAAUGGAAUUCCGACUAAAAACUCUCAGCCUAGCAGCUACUUCAGAGGAAGAGAUGAACAUGUGGAUAACUGGGCUAAACUGGCUUUUGGCAGACACCAUGAAAUCACCAACUCCACUUCAGAUAGAAAGGUGGCUGAGGAAGCAAUUCUACAACGUGGACCGGAAUCGAGAAGAUCGGAUCACCGUGAAGGAUCUGAAGAGCAUGCUGUCACAAGUCAACUACCGAGUGCCCAACAUGAAAUUUCUGCGGGAAAAAAUUACAGACUUGGAGUUGCGGAGUGGAGAUGUCACUUACUGUCAGUUUGCUCAGCUCUACCGAAGCCUGAUGUACGACGCUCAGAAACAUAUGGAGGUUCGCUUUCUUCAGAGGAGCUGUGAGAGGCCUGAACUCAGCCAAGUCUCACUGCAAGAUUUUCAGCAAUUUCUUCUGGAGCAUCAGAAAGAAUUGUGGGCGACUGAUAUCCAUCAAGUCCGAGAGUUUAUGUUCAAUUACCUCCGAGACCCACUCCGGGAGAUCGAGGAUCCAUUUUUCUACCUUGAUGAGUUCCUGACUUUCCUGUUUUCCAAGGAAAACUCCAUUUGGGAUUCGAGACUUGAUCAGGUCUGCCUGGAAGAGAUGAGUAACCCUCUAUCUCAUUACUGGAUCUCAUCAUCUCACAACACCUACCUAACAGGGGAUCAGUUCUCUAGCGAGUCCUCAUUGGAAGCCUAUGCUCGCUGCCUAAGAAUGGGAUGCCGGUGUAUUGAACUGGAUUGCUGGGAUGGACCUGAGGGAAUGCCAGUUAUCUACCAUGGCCACACCCUGACAUCAAAAAUCAAAUUUAAUGAUGUUCUGACCACAAUCAAGGAUCAUGCCUUUGUGACUUCAGAGUACCCUGUGAUCCUAUCUAUCGAGGACCAUUGCAGUAUCGUUCAACAGCGAAACAUGGCUAACGUUUUCAAGAAGGUGUUUGGUGACAUGCUGCUGACCAAACCGGUCGACAUCACUGCAGACGGGCUUCCCUCACCCAAUCAGCUGAGGAGAAAAUUCCUGAUUAAGCACAAGAAAUUGGCCGAGGGCAGUGCCUAUGAGGAAGUCUCGACUUCUACGUACUCUGAGAACGACAUCAGCAACUCGAUAAAGAAUGGAAUCUUGUACCUUGAGGAUCCAAUCAACCAUGAAUGGAAUCCACAUUACUUUGUCCUUACAAGCAGCAAGAUUUAUUAUACAGAGGAGACAUCAGCAAAUCAAGCCAAUGAAGAUGAGGAAGAACAGAGAGAGCCUUGUAGCGGCACCGACCUUCAUGUGACAGAGAAGUGGUUCCACGGGAAACUUGGUGCAGGUCGUGAUGGGAGGCAGAUCGCGGAAAGGCUACUCACGGAGUACUGCAUUGAAACGGGAGCCCCCAAUGGCUCGUUUCUGGUGCGUGAGAGCGAAACAUUUGUGGGUGACUACACACUCUCAUUCUGGCGCUCUGGAAAGGUGCAGCAUUGUCGUAUCCAUUCCCGUCAGGAAGCGGGCAACCCCAAGUUCUACCUGACGGACAACCUUGUGUUUGACAGUCUGUACGCCCUGAUUACGCACUAUCAGCAGUUACCACUUCGCUGCAACGAAUUCGAGAUGCGGCUAACGGAACCGGUACCUCAGACUAACGCACAUGAAAGCAAAGAGUGGUACCAUGCCAACCUCUCACGUGCACAGGCGGAGCACAUGCUAAUGAGGGUGCCACGAGACGGAGCCUUCCUUGUCCGUAAAAGGAAUGAGCCCAAUUCAUUUGCGAUCUCAUUCCGAGCUGAAGGAAAGAUUAAGCAUUGUCGCGUCCAGCAGGAAGGGCAGUUCGUCAUCUUGGGGAGUUCGGAGUUUGACAGCCUAGUUGACUUAGUCAGCUACUAUGAAAAGAAUCCGCUGUACAGGAAGAUGAAACUCCGCUACCCGAUAAAUGAGGAAACCUUGGAAAAGAUCGGCACAGCGGAGCCAGAUUAUGGGGCCCUUUAUGAAGGACGGCAGCCGGGAUUCUACGUUGAGGCCAACCAGAUGCCGACGUUUAAGUGUACAGUCAAAGCAAUGUAUGAUUACAAGGCACAGCAGGAUGACGAACUCUCCUUCUGCAAAAACUCCAUCAUUCAGAAUGUGGUCAAACAGGAUGGGGGAUGGUGGAAGGGUGACUAUGGAGGUAAACGACAGUUUUGGUUCCCUGCCAACUAUGUGGAGGAGCUAAUGAGCCCAACUACUUCAGAACCAGAGAGAUUGCCCCUUAGUGAAAACAGCCCGCUGGGAAAUUUACUUCGAGGAUUUCUGGAUGUUCCUUCCUGUCAGAUCGCCGUUCAUCCAGAAGGGAAAGGCAGUCGUCCGUAUGUGUUUAAAAUAAAUGUAGGCUCGUUCAAUCGCUCGGGUGAGACAAUGGACCUGGCGGCCGAAACACUGGAAGAUCUGAAUGAUUGGGUGACCAAGAUCCGCGAAGCAGCACAGACUGCAGAUGCCAGGAAAGAAGAAGGGAAGAUGAUGGAGCGUAGAAAGAAGAUUGCUCUGGAACUCUCUGACCUGGUUGUGUACUGCAGACCUGUCCCCUUUGAUGAAGAAAAGAUUGGGAGUGAUCGGGCCUGCUACAGAGACAUGUCAUCGUUUCCAGAAACCAAGGCAGAGAAAUACGUGAACAGAGUCAAGGGGAAGAAAUUCCUGCAGUACAACCGUCUGCAGCUAAGUCGCAUCUACCCCAAAGGCCAGCGCCUUGACUCAUCCAACUAUGACCCCCUGCCCAUGUGGAUUUGUGGCAGCCAGUUGGUGGCAUUGAACUUCCAGACCCCAGAUAAACCCAUGCAAAUGAAUCAGUCCUUGUUCAUGUUGAAUGGAAAGUGUGGAUAUGUCCUACAGCCAGCCAUCAUGAGGGAGGAGCAGUUCGAUCCUUUUGACAAGCACUCAGUGAGGCCGAUGGACUCACUCGUGAUUCAGCUGCAGAUCUUGGCAGCUCGACACUUGCCGAAGAACGGCAGAGGCAUAACCUCUCCGUUUGUAGAGGUCGAGGUCUGUGGAGCUGACUACGAUAACUGCAAAUACAAGACUGAGAUCGUAGCAGUGAACGGGUUGAACCCCACAUGGACAGCAAAGUCAUUUUCCAUAACCAUCACUAACCCAGAAUUCAGCUUCUUGCGAUUUGUUGUCUACGAAGAGGAUGUGUUCAGCGAUCAGAACUUCCUGGCAGAAGCAACCUUCCCUGUCAAAGCCUUAAGGACAGGUUACCGCUCCGUGCCUUUGAAGAACAGCUACAGUGAGGACCUCGAGUUGGCAGCAUUGAUGAUCCGUCUGGAGGCCUUGGAAUCAGUGAUCAAGGAAAAUGGUGACACUGUUCUGUGCCCCUCAAACCCGUCUCUCCGGGAGCGCAAUGCUGACCAUGCCAACCAGCUGCUGACCUACCGAGGCAGGGAGGGAUCGUUCGAUAACCGAUAUCAGCAGGAGGAUCUACGACUUUUUCAAGAACAGCACCUGGAGCACACCGAGACCAGAGAGAGAAGAUUAUUGAGAAGAACUAGGAUAAGUGGAGACAACAGAUGAAGGCUGGUGGAGACGGACUGUGCAGACGCCCUGUCACUUCCAGGGACGUGGACUGCUGUAAUUUGGUUCCUAUGGAAACUCUUGCUGCUCUGGCCUAUUUCGGGCAGCUUCUCCAGUACGACUCCUAACCCUUGUAUUCACAGGAAAGUACAUUUUAACUUCAGAAUAAGUGACAUUUUUUUUAACGUGCUGUCAAAAAAAAAAAGUAGUUUUAAAGAAGAGAAAGAUAAGAAAAUUCACAUUGUACAGAGAUGGGAACUGGCCAGUGUUUCAUCUUCGUAAUUACUUUUCAGUUCAAGCGUGUGGCCUGGUCAGUCAUUCAUGAUCUACUGCUUAUUAAACUGUGAGGAUUGUUCUUACUUAAAGAACACAUCAAAUAUACAAUGUGUCUGUGUUAGUAAAAUGUAAUAUAAUGGUAAACAUGCCUUUCACCCAGGGCACAACAAGCCAUAAAGUAGAGUCUGUUUAUUAAAUACUUGACCAUGAUGUAA